AUGAACACAACCAGUCACCCUCCAGAUGCCUUGGGCAACGCCCUCGAGCUCGUCAACCAGGCCUUCGACCAAGUGCAGAAGAUUCCCGGCUCCUCGAUAGUCAUCCGAUACAUCCGCUCCAGCUACCAAGAUGAUCCCGUGCGCUCCGCCAUGGAGCUGUUCCUGUUCCUCUUCGCCGUCUACUACCUGGUCUCGCCGGCAUACUCGACAAAGAAGCAGAAGCAGAUUCCCUUGACCGAAGAGGUGCGUUCCGACCACAGCCGUCGAGGUCAACGUCUUUUACUGACACGACACUCAGNNGAGAUUGAUGAGCUCGUUGAUGACUGGACCCCCGAACCACUGGCAGCGCCCGUGACAGCCUUCGAAGAGGCUGAGAAUGAGAAGAGACCAGUCAUCGUUGGGUGCGCAAAUUUGCUAUACGCUACCGAGAGCAAUCCGCUGACACACAAUACAGUCNCUUCAGCACCCAAGUCAAAGCUAGCGAACGGCCGAACUGUAACAAACCUUGCCACCUACAACCACUUCAACUUCAUCAACUCGGAAGCCAUCAAGGAGGCUGCUGUCAAGACUCUGCGCGCUUAUGGUGUCGGUCCCUGCGGUCCUCCUGGUUUCUACGGUACUCAGGAUGUUCACCAAACCCUCGAAGCCGACAUUGCUGCUCACCUAGGCACACCCGCUGCCAUUGUAUAUGCCCAAUCUUUCAGUACCAUCUCAUCCGUCAUUCCUGCCUUCUCCAAGCGCGGCGAUAUCAUUGUUGCCGACAAGGCCGUCAACUUCGCCACACGCAAGGGCAUUCAGAUCUCGCGCAGUACAAUCCGGUGGUACGAACACAAUGACAUGGAAGAUCUUGAGCGCGUGCUCGCGAAACUGGUCAAAGAGAAUGCUCGUAAACCCCUGACUCGCCGUUUCAUCAUCACCGAGGGUCUCUUCGAGAACGUAGGCGAUGUUGUCAACCUUCCCAAGCUCAUUGAACUCAAGCAAAAGUACAAGUUCCGCAUCAUCCUGGACGAAACGUGGUCAUAUGGUGUGCUGGGCCGCACAGGUGGCGGUGUCACCGAGCAACAGAAUGUGGAUGCCAGCCAGGUCGACAUGAUCAUCGGUUCGCUCGCCGGUUCCCUCUGUGGUGGUGGUGGCUUCUGUGCUGGCAGCGAAGAAAUCGUCGAACAUCAACGCCUCUCUGGUAACGCGUAUACCUUCUCGGCCGCGUUGCCUGCUAUGCUUGCGACCACUGCUAGCGCAACCACUAGGAUGCUGCAAGAACAACCUGAACUUCUGGUCGCAUUGAGAGAGAAUGUCCGCGCCAUGCGUGCCCAGUUGGAUCCACGCAGCGACUGGGUUAUUUGCACCAGUGCUGUUGACAACCCUGUCCUGAUGCUCAUUCUGAAAGAAGAAGUGCUUGAGAGCAGGCAGCUGACUGCACCAGAGCAGGAUCUCAUCAUGCAAGAUAUUGUUGAAGAGAGUAUGCCACCACCACUAGGUGGUACACCCCGCGACGAGGGCUGGCAGCCUCAAGCUGCAGUCAAGGUCUGUGUUACUAGCGGUCUGUCGAAGAAGGAGACGGAGAAGGCUGGUGUGGUCAUCAGGCAUGCCAUCACCAAGAUUAUGACGCGCAGA
Aureobasidium uvarum is the source of this 1614-nucleotide messenger RNA. Lineage: Eukaryota; Fungi; Ascomycota; Dothideomycetes; Dothideales; Saccotheciaceae. The record is from the annotation of a GenBank genome assembly.